Molecule: messenger RNA, 7812 nt
Organism: Entelurus aequoreus (snake pipefish)
Lineage: Eukaryota; Metazoa; Chordata; Actinopteri; Syngnathiformes; Syngnathidae
Product: zinc finger MYM-type protein 4-like
Exons: 31
Coding region: 782-6025 (1747 amino acids)
Molecular function (GO): zinc ion binding
Source: RefSeq, a predicted model, not a curated record
GGUAUUGUCGGUAAUAUUUGCAAAAUUGCAUACAUUUUACGUGGCUUGUUCAUGCACAAUCCCGAUAGAAUUGCACUUUUGGCACCUGGCGCUACAGUAUAUUACCGGGUGCUAUUGUUAGCACGUUGUAGAUCACAUAGAGAUUCCACACUGGAGCAACUGUCUGUUAAAACAGAUUUCCCCAUGUUAUCACAAUGUAGCCGUGCUGGCAUAAUAGCUGUUAGCAUGCUAGUGAUUAGCAUUGUUAGCAUUUUUCUUUUUGUUCGCGUACGAGGUUGAAAUUGUUGAAAAAGCGUAGCCCCAAAUUUCACCCAGUUGGAUCAUAAACACCGAGAUAGAAGUUAGCAACAGGUAGCUGAUAGAAUUCCCGCGGGGGUUAUUUUAGUUGCUGGUUGCUUAAAGUACUAACCCAAGGAGCAGGGCCACAGAGGUGGGGGUGUUGGGAGGCGAGGUGACUGCAGCAUAAUUAAAGAUGGCGGACUCGGAGGACUUUCAACUCAAACGAUUAAAGUGAGUCUUUGUGGAUGCUGACUGGCCACCCCCAUUUCCUGCAUCUUGCCUUUUAUGUCAUUGCUGCCUUCGGACCACCAUAUUUUGACCUUGACAUUUUUCAAAUCCUGGUUACUGCCCUGAGUGUAGGCGCUAAAUCCGAGAGACUGCUUUUCUGGCAUAGUGACACAGGGCCUUGCUCACAGCGCCCACGACUGAGUGGUAACGCUAGCUACUGGAACUGCUGUGGAAUCGCCUUGAGUUUAGAAAACUUUAUGCUAGAUUGUAAGUCAUGCCUCGCACAUGUGUAGUAGGAGGUUGUGGCAAAAAGCCGAAAAAUUGGUCAACUUUGAAAUUCCACGGGCUACCAACUAAAUAUCCGGACCGACUGAAGCAGUGGAUACUGGCUCUCACCUUAGACCCGAUGACAUCGCGAGGAAGACUCGGCAAGAUCUUGGUUUGCUCGCAGCAUUUUUUACCUGAGGACUAUGUUGAAUUUACCAGCUCAGCGGGGAACACAAGUCUUGUGCUGAAAGAUACAGCCAUCCCAUCAGUCGACAUCCCACUGAGAGCAAACAUUCAUCAGCAGCACCUAUCCAGGGUGUUCGAUGAGGUGAUGGGUUUAGGAGACUUUGCUGACUCCUCCCGAGGCUCCAACACCUCCUCAAAGAGUGGGGGUCCGGAGGAAGCAAAGGCAGUGAAUGAAGUUUCGAGGCAGGAGGAACAACCGCCAGAACAGGAUAGCAGCAACAGUAGCAGCAGGCAAGAUGAAAAGAUGAAUGAACAACGUUCCCCAUUUACCAUUGGACCAAGUGAAGGAGGAGGAAGUGGAGAGGCAGCGUUUGAUGAUGCAUUAGAUGGCCUUCCUUCAUUUGGGCCAGAAGAAGAGGAGGAGGAAGAGGAGGAGGAGGACUGGCACUUUUCCUUGCCAACUGAGACACUGGAGGAUGUGGACAACGACAAAGCAAAGUGCAAAAAUAACGAAACAAGAGAAGAAAGCAACCAAGUUCAGGAAGAUCCUUCUCCUCCAAAGCCCAGAAAAGAGGCACUAGAGAAGGAAGCGACCAGUAGCUCUGCACACACCUCCCACUCUUCUAAGGAUAACACACCUGAGAGCAGCCGAGAUGCAGGAGUCCUGAAUCAGAGGGAAGAAACGGAAGACAGUCAGCAGGGAGAGCAGUCCAAGCCUCCACCCGUGGAGGACCGCAACCAGCCGAUGUCUCCCAAUAUCGCAGUUAAAGAUGAGCCCAUUGACGAGGGAUACGAUGCUGCUUUAUUGCCUCAGAGCUCUGUUAGACAGAUCAAAGAAGAACUGGAGCAUCAGGAGGAAGAGCUUAGGAUCAGUUCAGUUUACUCUGUUGGUGGCGGGAACACACUUGUGCCCCCUGUGGUCCAUCAAGUGGCGGCUCCUCCUCCGCAACAAACAGCCAUUUUUAUUCAGGGUAGAAGUGCUGUUCUCCAAGCAAUGGCUCCCCUUCCUGUCAGACCUCCAGCUCCUGUUACGACUUCUCCUUUAGUUUUAGCAGCACUGCCCCCUCGACCGCCUGCGCCAGCCAUUGUUGGUAGUGUACGCUGCAGUGGCUGCUUUAAGGUUUUGCUAAAAGGUCAAACAGCAUUCCAAAGAAAAGGCUCGACACAACUCUUUUGUUCCACGAUUUGUCUGACAGGCCAUCUGCCUCCAGCCAACAAGAACCAAACCUGUUCUCUAUGCAACAGCGAGAUCCUUCGGGCUCGGGACACAAUUACAAUUCCGGCUGAAGACAACACCUACUUGCACUUUUGCAGCCAGCACUGUUUGUCAAUUUACAGACACAGGGCAAAAAAAAAUGAAAAGGUUCCUGAAAAAUUGGUGGACAAACAGCCAGAAAAGCGGCCUGAGAAGCCACAAGAGAAGGCUGCUGAGCGACCGACGGAAACUCUUGUUUGUAGUGUGUGCAGAAUAACCAACAAGAUUGAGCAUGAGGUCAGCCAUCAGGGUCGUCUGCACAGACUCUGCAGUGAUGCCUGUUUUGUAACAUGGCGAAAGAUGCGACAGUUAGCCAUGAACUGCUGCGAAGGUUGUGGACUUUAUUGUAGUAGCAGCGGGGGCUCCUGUCAUACACUUAAAAUUGAUAAAUCUGAGCUCAACUUCUGCGGUCCGACCUGCAUUGGCACUUACAAGCAGUCUUGCAGAAAGUCGAUUGUGUGUGCCCAUUGUCACAAGCCCGCAAUAGUGUCCACGAGCAUAAUGGAGCGAGACGACAAGGGGAAAGUUCAGCUUUACUGUUCACCUGUUUGUGUGCAAAUGAGCCGACCACCGCUCCACACCUUAACCGGGGCUGCAUUCCCAUGCUGUCUGUGCAAGUCCGUAGCGGUUCCUCAGUAUCACCUGGCAAUGGUGGAUGGUACUAUAAGGAACUUCUGCUCCUAUGAAUGUGUUUCGACUUUCAGGAAAUCAGGCUAUACACAGUUGGAUCUGAUGAAUGGAAAAUCCUCUCCCAGGGAUGCGUCAAGAUUAGGGCCAUCCUCCAGAGGUAGUUCAGUCCCUCCCAUUCCUCAGGACUGCUCAUCUUCUGCCCCCUACCCCAGCCACCAUGGCAGUAACAGUUCAGUGCCCCCGUUGGUUCCACCAUCACUAGCCAUGACUUCUACUUCUAUACCUGGGCAAGCCCACCCCAGAACGCCCCCCUCUCAGCCUCUGAGAGCCGGGGAGGGUGGAAACAGCGAGAGUCCUAAAGUGACAUGCCAUCAGUGCACCAAACAGUUCAACAUUAAACCGCUGCUCUUCGGCCACCAAGGUCGGAUUUCUGUGUUUUGCUCUAUGGCGUGCUGUGAGCUCUAUAAAAUACAAAAAAAUAUCCAAGCUUUGUGUGAAUUUUGUAAAAAAGACCAGGUGCCCUUUGACACAAUUCACUACAACGGGAGAGACAUUUUCUUCUGCAGUAAAACCUGUAAACUAAACUUCAAAGUUGGCCUGACAUCUCGUGACAAGGAUCCUCCCUGCCGUCCCUGCAGCUAUUGCUACAGCAUUAGCCAAAAGAUGCUGCAUAGCCAUUAUGGAGGCAAGCUGGAAGAGUUCUGCAAACCUCACUGCAUGUCCCAGUACACUGUACUCUACUAUGGGAUGGGCCGAUGCGACAAUUGUAGGAAACAGGGCUAUUUGAAUGAGAAGCUGCAGUAUAUGGGCUCAGUACGUAACUUCUGCAACCUGACCUGCUUGCUUGAGUACUGCUCCAUGCAUUUUGAAUUGAACCCACACACUCCCAGUAAUGGCACUGGAGCAGAACCACAAACACCACAUGCUCCAGCUCAGCCUCACUUCUCUUCUAAAACCAACCCUGUAAUAGCUGAUGUUGUGUCACUAGCAAAUGGCUCCGCCAGUCAACCCAGUGUGUCAUCGGAUGUUGCUAUGACCGGAGGACUUCCAAACUCCAAUGCAGACAGCAAGAUUAUUGAUCAUGCCAGUACUCAGACUGAUGCUAUGCGUCCUCUCCCAACUUGUCGACGUCAAAUGAAAAAUAAGUCUGUUCUUUGUCGGCCAUUCACAAUGGAUCAAGAGAGUUUAUGCCUCCUCCUCCAAACCUCUGUGGAUUCUGCAGCAGAUGAUGUCCACGAUACAGAAAAAGCUGUUAAAAAGAUGAAAACAGACCAAGAAACAGCUCCAUCACCACCCUCAGCAAGCCCCUCCACAGAGGAAAAAGUGAAGGUCUUAAUGGUGCCAGUUCCAGUGCCGGUUUUCAUCCCAGUACCUCUGAACAUGUACUCCCAGCACACACCUGUUCCAAUGGCUAUGCCCAUAACUGUUCCAGUGCCCAUUGUCAUACCACCCCAGCACAAGGAUAUGACCGAUGCAACAACCCAAUCAGAUCCUUUGGCUGAGGCAACUGAAAAACAGAAUCAUUCUGACGUCUCAAUGGAACAGGAGGAUUCAAUUUCGCAGAGUAAAGAUGUGACCGAUGUAGCAGUCCUGUCAGAUCCUUUGGAAGAGGACCCGGUUUGUGUUGCGACCUCGUUACGGAUAAAAGAUGUAAACAAAACUGGUGUCCAAUCAGAUCCUUUGGAUGAGAAUAGAAAAAAGCUGAAUGAUUUAGAGGCCUCCAGAGAACAAGAAGUGCUACCACAGAGUAAAGAUGAUGAAGAUGCAGCUGUUCAAUCAGAUUCCAUGCACGUGCUGAUGGAAAAGCGCAAGGAUUUAGACGACUCCAGAAAACAUAAAGUCACAUCCCAGGUUCCCGUACCCAUUUUUGUAUCGCCACCGCAAAAAUAUGUGACGGAUGCUUUGGAUACUUGUGAAAAGCAGAAAGAGUUGGAUGAAGCCAGGGAAGAGCAGUGUGAAAGUACAUCAGAGAUUAUUUCUCCAACAAUCAACCAAGAUGAGGAGCGUCCAAACACAACACAAGCCCAACUUUCGUCUUCAACGAAGGACGCAGAGGCGAGUAGUUCCCCUCCUAAAAGCAGAUCGAAGGCUAAGCCGACAAGAAGUGCUGCAGACAUUGUCCCUGCUGAACAGCCUCCUCCCUCUCCAAUGGCGGAUUUGGAGUAUGACUUCCCAAUGGAAUUGUUUGAUCCGAUACCCACAACUCCACAGAGGGGCGUGAAAAGAGCCAGAGAAGGUUCCACAGGUCGAAAGCGGGGACGAAGGCGACCUAUCUCGUUAGACCCCAGUGCACUGGUGACUGCAGCCAGCUUUAAAUUGAACCACAUGUACGGCGUCAAAGCCUGGAGGAGUUGGGUUCAGAAUCACAAGCAAUCUAAAAAAUCCAGUCCAGUGGUUGUUAAAGAGGAGAUUCUUCAUUGUGAUUCUGCUGAGCUUAGCUAUGCUCUGUCUCGUUUUAUUAAAGAAGUGCGUAGGCCAAACAGAGAGGCCUAUAGCCCAGACAGCAUUUUCUACCUUUGCCUGGGGAUACAGCAGUAUCUGUUCAUGAAGGGCCGCAUCGAGAACAUCUUCACCGACGAGCUGUACACUCAGUUUGCCACUGAAAUCUCUGGAAUGCUGCGACUCUGGAAACCGAAACCACUGCCCAACGGUGGCCAUGUGUCGUCUCGUGUUCAGGAGUCCUUCCUGUGGGAGUGUAAGCAAUUGGGCGCCUACUCCCCCAUUGUGUUGCUCAACACACUGCUCUUUUUCUACACAAAGAACUUCCAUUUCACCACAUUGGCGCAGCACCAAAACCUCUCCUUUGCCAACUUCAGUUUGUACACAAAACCCUGCAGUCGAGCCGGCAAAGUCAUCUACCUCAAAUACCAACGAAGCUCUGCUGCUUCUUCUAGCCGUGGAGAACCAGAGCGACAGAAAAAAAAGCAAGAAGAGGACGAUGGUACCAUGGAAAUGGCAGAAAAUGUUACCAAUCCUCUGCACUGUCCUGUCAGACUCUACGAGUUCUAUCUCUCAAGAUGCCCAGCCACAGCACAGAAGAGGAAUGACAUGUUUUACCUUCAACCAGAACGCAACGUCCAUACACAUAGUCCCCACUGGUAUACUUCUCAUCCAUUGCAUCACACCAUUCUGCAAAGCAUGCUCACUCGCAUCUUGGCGGUCAAAGAGGUUCAGCGGUAACAGGAUCAGGACCAGGAUCCACCAAUCCCAGUUUACAGCAAGAUGCCUCUUUUCAUAACAGGACAAAAGUAGACACAUCUUGGCUUGAUGUGAAGAAGCAGCCACACUGUCAAAGGUAGGACAUGGAGACAUGUUGCCAAGAAAACAAUUUAUGGGAAGUCUUUGUUGGCUUACCAUCUCCCACAAAUGCAUCAUGAGCACAUCUGCUACUAUUUGAUAUGAAAACGGACUGAUCUCAUUUCCUGUUUCCCAUCAACGUCACACCAAUUAGUCUCUCUCAUGACGUUUUCCAUGCAUCACACUGUGCUCUCCUGCUCUUGUGGUGGUCUUUGAACGCAUCCGCAGUAUGCUUUUUUUUUUUAGGUUAGUUCGGUUGCUUUUGGACUUUUAAAGCUGCCACCGGAUGAUGUCCCUGUUUAAAGCAGUUUCUAAACAUAUGUCACAUGAACAUGUAAUUUAGGAACAGGGCUUUUUCAUAUUGUCAACAAAACUGGGUAAAAAAAAAAAAGUUGUUUCUGUAGUUGUUCAGCUCCUAGCUUAUUUAUUCCUGAACAAUCUUUUUAAUAUGUAUGUUUAUAAACAAGUACUUUUAUAAUUGUUCGAGAGCAAGUACUUUUAAGAUCAUGUUCUCAAUUCUCAGUGUUUCCACUUAUUUGAUAAGCAUUUCUAGUCUUAGAGUACACAUUUUUAGCCCAAAAGACAUUUAAUUUCAAUCAAUCAAUCAAUCAAUGUUUAUUUAUAUAGCCCUAAAUCACAAGUGUCUCAAAGGGCUGCACAAGCCUCAAAGACAAUUUCAGACCGAUACAGGUACACAGCUGUGAUUUGGGGAUUAUUGCUGUGUAUUGGCCACAUAAUAAUUCAGAUGUUCAGAUCAGGGAUUUAUGUUGCCGAUUCCGAUACCAAUCAUCCAUGAGUGAGAUCGGCCGAUACCAAUACCGAUUACAUGUAUGAACCGUACAUUUUUCAAUUUAUUUGUUUUGAGUGAUAUUUACAGUUUAACGAAAUCAACACAAUGUUUAAACUACUGUUAGUUUAUUUUCUUUCAUUAUUUAGAAUUAUUUGAGCAAUACAAAGUCAUUUGUACACAAUAGCUAAACAAAAUAAAAAAUCUAUUACUAAUUGAUAUUGUUUUUUCCCCCUGUGAGCAGGCAAUUAUUUUCUGAAUUUGUAAACCUUAACAAAAAAAUAUUUUGAGGAAUAAAUAUCGAUCUAAUCAUUCUAGUAUCGAUUAUAUACUAAUAACACCACCAAUAGGUGGUGGUCGGAGGGGCCGUAGGCGCAAAUUGGCAGCCACGCUUCCGUCAGUCUACCCCAGGGCAGCUGUGGCUACGAAAGUAGCUUACCACCACCAGGUGUGAAUGAAUGAUGGGUUUUUAACAUGUAAAGCGACUUUGGGUACUUAGAAAAGCGCUAUAUAAAUCCCAGGUAUUAUUAUUACCAAUUUAUGGAUCAAUCCGCGCUAUUACUCUACUUCUGGCUGUGACAAUGCUGACACACCAACAGUUGAUUAAAGUUUACAGUCUCCAGACCAGGGAUGCCUCCACUUUUUCAGCAGGUGAGCAACUUAUCAAAUGACCAAGUCGAGGUGAUAUACCUGUGUGUGUGUGUGUGUGUGUGUGUGUGUGUGUGUGUGUGUGUGUGUGUGUGUGUGUGUGUGUGUGUGUGUGUGUGUGUGUGUGUGUGUGUGUGUGUGUGUGUGUGUGUGUGUGUGUGUGUGUGUGUGUGUGUGUGUGUGUGUGUGUGUGUAUAUAUAUUUAUAUACACAUGCAUACAUACAAUUCUGUGUG